Molecule: messenger RNA, 426 nt
Organism: Helobdella robusta
Lineage: Eukaryota; Metazoa; Annelida; Clitellata; Rhynchobdellida; Glossiphoniidae
Exons: 4
Coding region: 1-426 (141 amino acids)
Source: RefSeq, a predicted model, not a curated record
AUGUCUCAAUAUGAAGACCAGAACAAUAUGAUCGCUAUUCCCAAUUGGGGAGUUAUAAUCGAUGUUGGCAACCACAUCCUUGUCAUGAACCAGAAACAAAACAAAUGGGUCUUGAGAUCCGCUCUGAACUUCGCAAGUGAUGGAGAAAUAGUUAGAGAAGUAGGUAGAGAGUUCCAGAGAAAAGGACCAGAAAAAGCAAAAGCAGAUUUGGCAAAAGAGUGUUUAACACGAGUUAAGAAAAAGCGAGAAGAAGAAGACGAUCGUAAACCGGGGCGUUUAGGUGAAUACAGAGCAGAUAGAUGGUGCUUGACUGACAGUUCCUUUUUCUCCAACUUUCCACUGUGCAAUCAUCAGGAAAGACUGUCAGACGUGCCAUACUCAUGCCUCUGCUACACCGACUUUUGCAACGGUUGGCUAAUCAUUUGA